Messenger RNA from Nerophis lumbriciformis (worm pipefish), 1557 nucleotides. The record is from RefSeq and is a predicted model, not a curated record. Lineage: Eukaryota; Metazoa; Chordata; Actinopteri; Syngnathiformes; Syngnathidae.
AUGGAGCGGAUGGAGGAUGAUAAGCCCAAGCAGAAGAAAGUCACCUUCUACCUGCUGUACUGCGUGUCCACUGCAGUCAUCGGCUCGCUGCAGUUUGGGUACAACACCGGGGUCAUCAAUGCACCCGAACAGAAACUGCGUCAAUUUUUCUACAAUGUGUCUCUGGAACGCUUCGACAAUCCCUUCACCCCGGGAAUCACCACAAUUGUGUGGAGUUUUGCCGUGGCCAUCUUCAGCGUCGGCGGCAUGCUGGGCUCCUUCAGCGUGGGUGUCGUCGUCAACAAGUUCGGCAGGAGGAAGUCUAUGCUUCUGGCCAACGUGUUGGCCCUGGUGGGUGGCGGUCUGAUGGGACUGUCCAGCCUGAGUCGCUCCUUCGAGAUGGUUAUCGUCGGACGGUUGAUCAUCGGCAUCUUCUGCGGUUUGUGUACGGGACUGACGCCAAUGUACGUUGGGGAGAUUGCCCCCACGGCUCUUCGGGGAGCUUUCGGGACCUUGCACCAACUUGGCGUGGUGAUUGGAAUCCUGGUGGCGCAGAUCUUUGGUUUGGAGUCUCUUCUGGGCUCGGAUACUCUAUGGCCCAUCCUCCUCGCCCUGACUGCUCUGCCUGCAAUCCUGCAAAGCAUCAUGCUACCCUUUUGCCCCGAAAGCCCCCGAUACCUCCUCAUUGUCCUCAAUCAGGAGGACGAAGCCAGGAAAGCUCUGGUACGUCUCCGUGGCUGUGAGGAUGUGAGUGAAGAUAUCAAUGAGAUGAAGGAAGAAGGGAUGAAGAUGGCCAUGGAGAAGAAAGUUACCAUCUUGGAGCUCUUCCGCGCUCGCAACUACCGCCAGCCUAUCAUUAUCGCUAUUGUGCUGCAGUUGUCUCAGCAGCUGUCGGGCAUCAACGCCGUAUUUUACUACUCCACGGGUAUCUUUAAAACAGCUGGGGUAACUCAACCCAUCUACGCCACUAUUGGUGCCGGAGUGGUCAACACUGUGUUCACUGUCGUAUCCCUCUUCCUGGUUGAAAAGGCAGGCCGAAGGACGUUACACCUGAUAGGAUUGGGUGGAAUGGCCAUUUCUGCUCUCGUUAUGACCAUCUCCCUCUCUCUGGUGAAAUCAACCCCGUCUCUGAGCUACUUGGCCAUCGUGGCAGUGUUUGCCUUCGUUGCCAGUUUUGAGAUGGGCCCCGGUCCGAUCCCUUGGUUCAUCGUGGCCGAGCUGUUCUCCCAGGGGCCUCGACCAGCCGCCAUGGCCGUUUCGGGUUUCUCCAACUGGACCGCCAACUUCAUCGUUGGCCUCAGUUUCCCUAAACUGGAGGAAGUCUGCGGUCCUUAUGUGUUCAUUAUCUUCAUGAUAUUGCUCAUCAUCUUUUUCAUCUUCACCUUCCUGCGAGUCCCCGAGACCAAAGGAAGGACCUUUGACGACAUCGCUCAAGCGUUCGCCGCCAACGCCGCCAAGUCCUCCGGCUCCCCCUUGCCCGAAGCGGCGGUGGUGGACCUGCCCGGCAGCAAAGAACCUCAACCCAUGUCCCCGUCGGAAAAAGUCCCCAUGGUGGAUCUUCCUGAGGACCAUCCGUGA